Molecule: messenger RNA, 390 nt
Organism: Puccinia triticina
Lineage: Eukaryota; Fungi; Basidiomycota; Pucciniomycetes; Pucciniales; Pucciniaceae
Exons: 2
Coding region: 1-390 (129 amino acids)
Source: RefSeq, a predicted model, not a curated record
AUGGACAGGCGCAGAUCUUCAACCGUUCGAACCUGCUCGAACCUUGUCUUCCUUCGACGGACGAAUCAACCAGCCAACUAUUGGCGAUAUCAUCCCCAACCAGUCUCGCAGACCGCAUUUCGUAGACCGCAUUUCGUUGGCCGCGUUAGCUCGCCAGCAAAACCUCAGCCCACCACUCCCCACCCACGAUGGCCACACCGAGCGCUGGACCGGACGAUGCGGAUAAUGGAUCCAAGGAGUCAUUCUGGGAACUCGCCCGACGAGUCCAGGCGGCACGAAAGCUCAUCAUCACAACUAGGGCCAAGAUCGAAAAGGCUAGAUCCGAAGAGGCUUACCUCAAGAAGCGAGUUGAAGCCGCUGAGCAGCACGCUAAGGAGCUCGAUCAGAUGA